AUGCCUAUUAAUACAACUAACCUUAUUGCAUAUUUACAGAAUGCAUCAACACAAUCAAAUCGUUAUAUUUCAAUAUUUAUUUUUAUUUUUGGUGUUCUUGGUAAUAUUCUUAAUUGUAUUGUUUUAUCACAAGGUAAACUUCGAACAAAUUCAUGUUCAUUUUUAUUUUUAAUAUCAUCUAUUGCAAGUUUAAUUUCAAUUCUAUCUGGUUUAACAAGUCGAAUGUUAGCAGGAUAUGCUGUAGAUUUAACAAAUACUAUUAGUUGGCUCUGUAAACUUCGAGCAUUUGUUUUAUUUGUAUCACGAACUAUUGCAGCAUGGUCAUUAACGUUAGCAAGUAUUGAUCGAUGGUUUUCAUCAUCAGCUAAUAGUGAAUAUCGAAAAAAAAGUUCAUUAAAAAAUUCCUAUCGCAAUAUGUAUAUUAUUAUAUUAUUUUCAUUUAUGUUAUAUAUUCAAUUGUUUUAUUGUUAUGAAGCAAAUUUAAUUAAUACACCACUUAAAUGUUAUGCAAAAACAGUAGCAUGUCGGUUAGCAAGUGAUUUAUCAUAUGCAAUUAUUACAAUUAUAAUACCAAUUAUGGGAAUGAUUUUAUUUGGUUUAUUGACGAUUUUGAAUGUACAAAAAUCAUAUCGUCGUGUAUGCAUAGUUACAGUUACAAAAGUAACAAAAAAUGUUCAAAAUCAAAGAAAACGAUGGAAAAAAGCAGAUUAUCAUUUACUUCUAAUGCUUAUUGUACAAAUAAUUCUUUAUAGUAUUUUUACACUUCCACAAGCAAUACAAAAAAUCUAUUCCACAUCUACUGAAACACAAAUUAAAUCAGCUUUACAAAAUGCUAUUGAAAAUCUUAUUUUUAAUCUUUUAUUACUUUUAACUUAUUUUUCAAGUGGAAUGCCAUUUUAUAUUUAUACAUUAUGUGGUGGACAAAUAUUUCGUAAAGCAUUAAUUGAUGUAAUCAGAAAACUUUGCAUAUGUAGACGUUAA
This is a messenger RNA of Adineta steineri, 981 nucleotides long. The record is from the annotation of a GenBank genome assembly. Lineage: Eukaryota; Metazoa; Rotifera; Eurotatoria; Adinetida; Adinetidae.